ACGGGAGUGACACUCUGAAGCACCGCGUUGUUUAUCACUUCAUUUGUUUUUGUUCAUAGCCACUCUAGUGGCGGAACACCCCAUUAAUCCCACACCUUUAAUAUUCAUCAUCGAAUCGACCGACGAGCUGUGCGCCGUUGGAAGCAAACUCAGAGUCAGUGAGGGUAGUUGAAGUCCGUGCGACCGCCGCCAUACACAGCCCGCCCGCCCGCAUAGGAUGGUAGAAACUGACCCCGGGCCUAAGAAACCUCACAAUUGUGAUGUAAAAAGGGACCACCAACUAAACGGGCCAGAUUCCAAAAUUGCUGAGCUCAGCGUCGUCCCGUCGCUGAAGACUCCAAAAUCAGAUCCGGAAAAAGGAGGAAACUCCGAAAAGGCUGAUUUCGAAAAAGCUAUCGAAUUAACCGGUUAUGGACGGUUCCACUACCUGCUGCUGGCAGUCUGCGGGCUGGUCAGCACUUCAGAGGAGAUGGACGUCAUCUCCAUGUCCUUCAUCCUGCCUUCGGCCCAGUGCGACCUAGACCUCACCACGCAGACCAAAGGAUGGCUAAACAGUAUAAUCUUCAUCGGCAUGAUGGUGGGGGCGUACGCGUGGGGCUCUGUGGCGGACUCUUUGGGCCGCAAACGGGUGCUUAUAGCUAUCUCCAUCAUCAAUGCACUCGCCAUCGUCGCCUCUUCAUUCAGUCAGAACUACGCACUCUUCAUGGUGUUUCGUUUUAUCAAUGGUGCUGCUCUAGGAGGAUCAGGUCCAGUGAUUUGGUCCUACUUCGCAGAGUUUCAACCUAAAAAGAAACGAGGUGCUAUGUUGAGUUUCAUGGCUGCUUUCUGGACGCUCGGUAAUCUCUUUGUCGCCGGUCUGGCCUGGGUCAUCAUCCCCAGUGAAAUCGGAGGAGAAACAGGAGGUUUUGUCUACAACUCAUGGCGUAUCUUCCUUCUCGUGAUGUCACUGCCGUCCUUCCUCGUCGCCGCUCUUCUGUUCCUUCUGCCAGAAUCUCCCAAAUUCUUAAUAUCGACCGGUCGUCAUGACGCUGCAUUAGAAGUCUUCAAAGGUAUCUAUAUGAUGAACACUGGCCGAAGCAAAGAGGAAUAUCCAGUCAAGCAGCUCCUUGUAGAAACACCUCUAUACACAAAGCCAGAGAAGGCCAUCGAGGCUAAUAAAGAACCAAAGUCAAAAAUGAGAAGAAUGCUCAGCGACAUCGUUGAACACAGCAAACAGUUAUUCGUACCACCUAUACUCAAGUUCACUACGAUCUCUAUCACAAUCAAUUUUACAUUCCAUAUUGGGUAUUACGGUCUUAUGAUGUGGUUUCCCGAAAUGUUCAACCGUUUUGACGAAUGGUCGAGGACGCACGACAACGCUCCAGCUGACAUUUGCCAAGUGACAGCCUUUGUGACGCAGCAGGGCACACACUCCUCAGCUACUUCAUGCGACUCCCAUAUACACUCUGAUGUAUUCAUGGAGUCACUGAUCACAGUCGCCGCUGCUAUUCCUUCCAACAUCUUUGCUGUGCUCGGUAUGGACCGGCUGGGCAGGAAGUUUUUCUUAGUAUUCGCCACCUUCUCAGCGGGCUCUUGUUCGGCCGCCAUGUAUUUCGUGUAUAACAAGACGAACAACCUGAUCGUCAGUGCCAUCUUCAGUUCAGUCAUCUCGUGCGGCAACGCCUCACUGGAUUGUCUCAUCACUGAAGUCUUCCCCACGAACUUACGAGCAACCGGUGUAGCCAUAUCCAUGGUAGCAGCACGUUUGGGAGGGAUUAUCGGUAAUGUAGUAAUAGCAACUUUACUGGAUUCAUACUGCCCAGCUCCCACCUUCAUCGUAGCAGUUUUGCUGGCUGGGGGUGGUCUCAUGUGCCUCUUCCUGCCAAACACCACGCGUCAAGCUCUGCAAUAACAGCGGCACAAUCCGUCGAUUAGAGUUGUUUACAACUUGCUGUCGAUUUGUUAUAGAAUCUAACCUGUUUUUAGAGUUAUAUUGAGAUCUGACGCAGUGCGCUUACAUCCAGAAGUCAAGCUGGCCAGAAGUCGGAGUUCUCGAUAUCGUCAAAGAACGUGAUUAGGCUGUCGAUAUAUUUGUACAAUAUUUUUAUAUUUAAAUGAAUUUUUUAUUUAUGAAACCGGAUAGAGAUAUUCCUAAUAACUGACUGUUGUAGGUUGUUAACUUGUAGUUUAACUUGAAACUAAGUUUCAUACUUUCUUUGGUAGUAUUAUAAGGUUUAAGCAUCAUUGCGAUUUUGUUGUAUAUUGCAACUAUUUUCAUAUCACGAAUUUAUAAUUUAGUGAUUGUUACCGUAGUCUGUAGUUACUUAGAGUAGCUAAGCCAUGUGAACCAACCAGAUGUACAACACCUGUACCAGAAUCUUGUAAAUA
Hyposmocoma kahamanoa is the source of this 2367-nucleotide messenger RNA. Its product is annotated as synaptic vesicle glycoprotein 2B. The transcript has 11 exons. The record is from RefSeq and is a predicted model, not a curated record. Gene Ontology annotation, molecular function: transmembrane transporter activity. NCBI's taxonomy places the organism in Eukaryota, Metazoa, Arthropoda, Insecta, Lepidoptera, Cosmopterigidae. Gene Ontology annotation, cellular component: membrane. Gene Ontology annotation, biological process: transmembrane transport. Bases 218 to 1891 code for a protein of 557 amino acids.